This is a messenger RNA of Candida dubliniensis CD36, 2688 nucleotides long. It is a transcript of the gene NIP100, whose product is annotated as Nip100p. The coding region runs from base 1 to 2688 and encodes 895 amino acids. Gene Ontology annotation, biological process: Golgi vesicle transport. NCBI's taxonomy places the organism in Eukaryota, Fungi, Ascomycota, Pichiomycetes, Serinales, Debaryomycetaceae. The transcript has a single exon. The record is from RefSeq and is a predicted model, not a curated record. Gene Ontology annotation, cellular component: Golgi apparatus. Gene Ontology annotation, molecular function: small GTPase binding.
AUGUCAUUUAAAAUAGGUCAAUCGGUUAUUGUCAAGAAUGAUAUAGGUAGUAUAAAGUACAUUGGUUUAACAAAAUUUGCUCCUGGUGUGUGGUAUGGGAUUGAAUUGUUACAACCAAAAGGUAAAAACAAUGGCAGUGUACAAGGUGUGAAAUAUUUUGACUGUAAGGAAGAUGAUAAUGGGUUUUACGGAAUAUUUGUGAAAGAAAGUAUGUUAAAUGCCUUGGAAGAUAAUAAGAAUAAUGAUUUGGAGGAUGUUGCACAAUACAAUAAAACUAUUGAAAAUUUGAAACUAAAGUUGAAGGCAUUAACUGAUGAAUCUAUAAGACAUCGUGAGAAAGUAGCUGCAAUACAAUUAGAGUUGCAAACUAAAAUAGAGAUAAUGAAAAGCAUGGAAUCCAAAUUGGAAAUGCAAACUGUGGAAAACGAGUAUUUAAAACUGAUUAAAUUGGACCUAGAAGAAAAACUACAUAAACUAUCUUUUGAACAUCAAGAAUUAAAAAAUGAAUUUGAAUUAAUCCAAGAAGAAUUGGAGAUCAAUCGUGAGAUUGAAAGAGAGAUGGAGCUGUUGGACUCUGAUCACUAUUCGCCUGGUGAUGUGAGAAUGAUUUUUGAGAAGAAUAGGCGUUUAGAAGAUACUUUGGCAUUGUUAACUCGAAACUCAAAGGAAACUGAAAACAAAUUAAAACAAGAAUUAGAGCAUUUGCAAUGUGAACAGCUCAAUAUGAAUGAGUUACAAAAGAAAUUAGACCAAGCUGAGUCUGUGGUUAGGAUGUUGCAAGAACGUAUAGAAACCACUGAGGAUAUGGAUAAAAUGAUGGAACGCCUAACUGUGGAAAAUGAGGACUUGACGAACAAAAUACAUACCUUGAUGAUGACUAUAGAUGAGUUGAACGAGAUACAUGAAUUGGACAAGAAGCUUGAAGAGGAUCAAAAGCAGGUAGAAUUUGAUCUCCGGCAAGAAAUCGACAAUCUUCAGCAAAUUAUUCAUCAGGACAAGUUGAAGAUUAGGGAGUUAGAAAGAAAUAAGCUUGCCCAAUUGUCACAGGCCAACGAGUCCUUGGAUUCACUUUCUAGAAGCGAUCAGGAAUCAGAAUUGCAGGUAUUGAGACAAACUAUUGCCGAUUUAAGGUUAAGGUCUAGGUCUGAUUCGGUUCAGUUGAAAUUAGUUAAAUCAAGGUAUGAAAUUUUACAGCAGAGAAUCGCUUAUUCACAAGCAAGCAUGGUGUUUCCUGAGUUGAUUGAUUUGAUUUUCAUGAUAAAGUUGGCGUGUCUGGACAUUGUUGUUGUAAUGGAAUCUAUUUCUUCAAAAUCAUUGCAUCAAAUAUUUGCCAUUACUUUUUUGUCGCUAAUAGCGAAUUUUUUAAAACUGUUGACGAAAUUGCUUGAAUUUAAUUAUUCAACUGAUUCAACGACCAAAUUGUUACCUGAAAUGACUAGCAAAGUUAAAGAGUGUAAUUUAUGUUUAGAUGAUGUGAUUGAUGUUUUUUUGAGUGAUGAUUUGAGGAUUAACAUACCUAAUAAGUUGUACCAACUGGUCCAAAAAUUACAGGAUAUUAUAUUGGAUGUUGCUGUGACUUUAAAUCUCAGUUUUUCUUCUCCCAAACUUGUUUAUGAAUGCAAAGAAUGCUUGAAGUUUGUUGCUUAUUGCUCAGAACUUGAAACUUCAUUUUUCUUUGAUGUGUGGAAGCACUUGCGUUUUCAUACUAGCAAUGCUGAUCCCGCUUUAACCGCACUUAUCAAAGUGGGUGACGACAAUUUGGCGAGAAUUAAAGGAAUAGUAGAGGCAUUGAAGGAAACUAGCGAUGUGGAAGAGAAACACGAUGUUACAUUUUCAUCAGGUAUACUUGAUUUUGAGGCAAUAGUUAGUCAAAUUGGUAUCCUUUUGAAGCUAUAUGAUAUUGUGAAAUCAGAUGGCCUAGAAAUUAAUGUUGAUUUGUUGAACAAAAUAAUUGAGUUAAUGCAAACUGUUGAAUCGCAAUAUAAGGUUGACAUUAAAGUUCAUUCUUUCCAAGUAACUGUGGCAUCUAUAUAUGAGUACAAAUUUGAGUCAACAUAUCAACAGUCAAGUACAAGUGAUAGUGGUUUACAUAACAAGCUAGCCCUACGAGAGCGUGAAGUUACUGAUUUGAAACUAAAUAUAGCACUAUUGGAACAAAACAUGCUGUCUUUGGCUUCGCAGAACACACAAUACAUCACUGAAUUAACUCAAGAAUUGCAAUCUUUGAAACAAGAGGAAGAGGGUAGUUUAAAAACCAUUUCUCAGUUGGAGCAGGACAAAAAGGAUUUGGUUAGUGAGUUAAAUGCAGUGAACCGAAAUAUCAUGAGUACAACACAGUUUGCCAACUUGAAGUCUCAACUAGACUACAAUAAUUCAUUGACUACUAUGGAAAAAAUUGUUCAUUUGAAACGACUUACUAGAACAAUCGAUAUGGAGAUAGUAGAUGAAUUUGCUUGGUUGCAAACGCAAUCUAAGCGACAAUUCUGGACGGAAGCCAGUUCUGUUCACAACUUGUCCAAGAGUUUGCAAGCAUUGGCUUUGAAUGCAAAACCUGUAUCAAUCAACAAUGAUAAUAGUAAUAAAUGGACUAAAAAGAAGGAUCUGCUGAAAUUUGCAGCUCUUGUCCUUGAAGAGAAUUACAACAAAUACAAAACUACUAGAACUAAUUUACUUUGUUUGGAAAAAUAA